Porites evermanni is the source of this 2890-nucleotide messenger RNA. The record is from the annotation of a GenBank genome assembly. NCBI's taxonomy places the organism in Eukaryota, Metazoa, Cnidaria, Anthozoa, Scleractinia, Poritidae.
AUUUGAAAAAUGGCGGCUACGAAGCAAGACAGCAAGGCGAUAACACUGAGAGGAUCCGCAGAAUUAGUCACUGAAUUCUUUGGUAAUUGCACAUUUCUUUUUGCUCUUUUUAACGUUAAGCUUCUCUUCUAAACCGACUUUAUCUUUUUUCACAGGAUAUGGGAUAAACAAGUAAGUACAUACCCCCAGUCAGUCAUCGCUUACCUUUGAUAAAAUUAAAAACGCUAGCUAGUACUGCAUAACAUAAGCUGGCAAGUUUAAGCUUAAGAUUUUUAUAGUUUCCAAAGUUGUGCUUCAUUUUUGCCGGAACAGGAAAUUUGGGUUGUAAUCAUAUACUUUUUCUGCGUAUUUAGCAUCAGUUAAGUCAGAAAAUUAUUUGCUGGCAUGACUGCAUUAUUGGCAUUUUGGAAAAUAAUUAUUAGAAGUUCAUGCAGGCAACAGUUUUCCUUGAAUGUUUUUUUUUCUCAGCAUAUUGUAUCAAAGAGGGAUAUAUCCUGCUGGAUCAUUCAGAAGAGAGCAAUUUUAUGACCUUACACUAUUUGUUUGUGAUAAUAAAGAGUUACAAGAAUAUCUUUCCAAAGUGUUACAACAACUUAAAGGUAAAAUAUAUAAAUUAAACAUUGGAUCAAGCUGUCUCAAUUAUAGGUCUCUUUAUGCCGUGUUAGAUGUUAGUGAAAGUACAGUAUAGACUUUCUUUCACGUCUAGUAAUACAGUAUACCCUAUGAUAUCUCCUCUUGCAGUACGGUAAGAUAGAAAUAAGUGGAACUGACAUGUUCUUGUGAUAUAAGGGAGCUCUUAUUCAAUGGGGUUAGGGGUGUGGCAAUAUUUUCUGAUUUGGCAUUAGCGUCUUUUUGGGGAAAAGCACUUAUAAGAGUGUAUGUGCUCUUAUUCAAAGAAUUUUGUUUACACAAGCCUUAUUCUACAACAACUGAAUGAUGUUUAUGCUCAUAAGUCAGUGGGCAAGAGCUGUGGUCUCUUAAACUAUGGGAAUUAAUGAAGUGAUGUCGUCUGAGAAAACAGGUGUCAUUUCAUGACACCACCACUGAUUUCCCCGCGAAAUGAUAUCUGAGAAACAAGCACAGAUCAUAUCUGAUGACCUGUCGCUACCCAGAUCUGGGUAGUGCUUCUGAUUGGUCAUAACGCUUGUAAAAUUUGCUUCAACCAAUCAGAAGCACUGCCCACAACUGGGUAGCGACGUAUCAUUUAAAUCUUUAGAGCCAAGUCAAAUUUAGAAGGAUUUGUAUGGAGUCAUCAGAGCAUAACUGGGCUAAUAUCUAAGGAACAAUUUGCCUCACAAUGCCGGGUUUUGGCAAGUAGGCCCUCUUGGAUGUUUUUCUUUCAGAAUAUCCUGGCCAAUCCCAUAAUUACACAAAUUUAAUUUUUUAUGAUGUCACACUUUAGUACUCUAUACUGUCUCUUCAGAAUCACAAAAUUAAGUACCAAUAAGGCAGUCGAUGGAAAAUUGUUGUGUAAAAAACUAAUUUCGUUGAAUAAACUUUUUGUUGAGGGAUCAUUAUAUUUUAGGGGUCAGUGUUUUCUCAAAACCCAUAAAGUAAAAAGCUUGAAGAAAUUUCUUCUGCCAAACUUGUUUGCUCCAUUCAGAGUGGCUUGAGGAGAAUGCUCUUCAGCGUGUUGUCAUGGUGAUCACUCAAGUGGAUACAGAAGAAGUUAUAGAGAGGUGGCAGUUUGAUAUACACUGCGAGAACAGUGGACAAGCCACAGAAGGAGAUGACAAGAAACCUGCUAAGUAUGUAUCUGGUAUUAUUAAUUUUACCAUGAUGUCUUUUUUUGAAAAUAUGCUUAGAAGUAAAAAGUGGAGAUUGUUGUUAUUUUGAUGCCCUUCAAUAAUCACAAGGUAUUUUUUGUUCUUCCAACACCCCUAUCACUAAAUCAUGCUAGUAAACUGAAGGAAAGUUUCAUUUGAUGCUUAUAAGUAAUAACAGCCUUAUUUUGCUGGAAUAUCGUCUCUCCAUGUUGGCUUGUUUCCAUUCUCUGUGUAGCAUACAAAAACAGUGGCUUUUACAAAUACUAGUAAUUAUUGUUUAUUGUCAUUUUCAGUGCCUCAUUCCUUUCUGUCCAAAGUAAAAUACAAGAUUGACAAGACUUCUUUACUAUAAUAGCAUUUUGCGAUAAGAAGACUGUGAGAAUGAAGAUAUUACUCAUUACAAUGUUUAUUGUAGAAAACCUCCUCCAGCAAAAACUAAAAAAGACAUUCAGAGGGAGAUGAGGGAUGUAAUUCGUCAGAUAACUGCCAGUGUGACGUUUCUUCCCCUUCUUGAUGGCCAGUGUAAGUAUUAUAAUUUAUAUUUUCAAAUAUCAAGAUAUAUAUUCUCCUUUCUCACACUCACGCCUUUCCUCCAAGAAGUACAGUUGAAUGUCCUCUGACUUUCCCUUAAAGCGUUAGCUGAGAGAAUUUAAUAAGAAAUCAAAGCACCUUUCCUUAAGUGAUUGUUUUAAUAGUUCUCAUAACGUUUUGUUCUGAUGAUGUGUUGAUAUAAUUGUUAGUUUGAAAAUUGAUGUUGGUCAUUCUUAGGGCAUAAAAGGUUAAGAGACUUGUCCACUCUCACAUAAUACCUUUUCCAUAACUUCUCUUGGAUGGUGGGGUGGGCGUGGCAGUGCAUAGUGCAGCUGGUUACUGUUGCUGUGAUUUGUUUCGUCAUGGACAAGGGUAGGGGUCUUAUCUAUUCACCAUGAUUUAUGGCUGCUUUAUAAUUAUUUCCAGGUGCAUUUGACCUGCUAGCAUACACCAACAGAGACCAAGAUGUACCAGAAACCUGGGAAGAAUCUCAAGCUAGAAUCAUUGCAAAUUCAGAAGAAGUCCGACUGAGAUCAUUUUCAACAACUGUUCACAAAGUUGACACAAUGGUGUCGUACAAAGCUGAAGACUGA